Messenger RNA from Microthlaspi erraticum, 354 nucleotides. NCBI's taxonomy places the organism in Eukaryota, Viridiplantae, Streptophyta, Magnoliopsida, Brassicales, Brassicaceae. The record is from the annotation of a GenBank genome assembly.
AUGGCCAUGAAAAGAGUUUUUGAGUGUUUCAUCUGUGGGGUUCGUUAUGAGAUGAAGAUGAUGAAUGAGAAGAAUGUUGAGAGUUUCUCCUGGAAGGAGAUGGGUGGUGUGGGUGCAAGUGAUGUUGCCAAGCUUUUGCAACCAACCAAGCCGUCUUUGGUUGAAGAAGUGGAGGAAGGGAAGCUUAGAGUCUUCGAUGGGAAGUACAAGCAUGAUUUUGUGAUGGAAAAGUGGAGAUACAAGUACAUUAGGGAUUUGAACCUCUUUGUGUAUGAAUUUUCUUGGGGGUGUUUUCAAAAGAUGGAAGAAGUUUCAUUCAUGUUUCCCCUCAUAGUCAUGUAUAGAACCUAUUAA